AUUGCAUUGUUUUGAGACAGAGACACCAACACAUGGAGGACUUGAGCAUUCACCACGCCAACCUGGAACUUUCUGAAAAUCUGGGGAGACAUCGAACAGAUGGCUUCAAGAAUGCCAACGCUCUGGUGGUGCGAAGAGGGGCCCCAUUUAAAAUCAGCGUCCAGCUCAAAGGCCGACCCUUCAACCCCAGGACGGAUUCUCUGAGGAUUAAAGUCACACUAGGUCAGCUUAAUGUAGAGAUGCCAGUCACUUUUUCCACAAAGCACUCUUCCUCCCACUGGAAUGCCUACAUUGACCCAAACAACUUGAACUUCCAGAAACUCUCCAUCUUCAUCUAUUCUCCUGCUUCAGUCUCAGUGGGAUGCUACUCAUUUCAGCUGUCUGUUUCCACGCAAGAUGGCCAGAAGAGUACCGUGGUGGGCAAUUUCAUCAUGCUCUGCAACCCCUGGUGUUCGGAGGAUGCAGUUUAUAUUCCAUUUGAGGACCAGAGGGAGGAAUACAUCCUGAGUGAUUCUGGAUUGCUGUUUAUGGGGACCCCGAUGAACCUUGUCUCAAGACCCUGGUCCUUUGAUCUGUAUGAGCCUGGUGUUUUAGAGGCCUGUCUGGAUCUGCUCAAAGUCAGCCCUCAGCAUCAAAAAAAUAAAAGGAAGGAUUACCUGAACAGAGGCAACCCUGUCUACAUCAGCCGCGUUGUUUCUGCCAUGAUCAACAGUGAGGAUGAUCGUGGUGUGCUGAAAGGGAACUGGACUGAUGACUUCAAACAGGGUGUCAGUCCCUCAAAAUGGACAGGAAGCAAGGACAUCUUGAGGAUGUGGGCCCAGUCUGGUUACAGCCCGGUCAAGUAUGGACAGUGCUGGGUGUUUGCUGCAGUCAUGUGCACAGUCAUGAGAGUUCUUGGCAUUCCUUGCCGUGUCGUCACCAACUUCAACUCUGCUCACGACACCAAUGCCAACCUGGUGGUUGAAGAGUACUACAGUGAAACUGGACAGAAGCUUAACCGUAGUCAAGACAGCAUAUGGAACUUUCAUCUGUGGGGGGAGUGCUGGAUGACCCGCAAAGAUCUUGGGCCAGAUAUGGAUGGGUGGCAAGUUCUUGACCCAACCCCACAAGAGAGGAGCGGAGGAGUGUUUUGCUGUGGGCCAGCUCCAGUCAAAGGAAUCAGGAAUAAGCGUACAGACCUGAUUUAUGACAUCCCAUUUGUCUACGCUGCAGUGAACGCUGAUGUGCACACAAUCAUCUUGUCAAGCCAGGAUCAGGUAGUUGGCUUCAGCAAAGACACAGAGAAAGUUGGAUCCCUAAUCUGCACUAAAGCAAUUGGCUACCCAAGAGUGCAGAACAUCACAGGAGACUACAAAUACAUCAAAAGUCCUACUUCAACGCUUUCGUCAAGAAGCUCCACAAUUUCAAACGACUCAACACUUCGCAGAGCUACUGCACCUGAGGGGGUCUUAGUCUCCUUGACGCUGAAUAAAUCUCCAGCUCCCGGAGAGCCAAUCGCCUUCCUUGUGAAAGCUGUGAACAAGCAGAAAAUACCCAAGGUGGUAAAAGUACAUCUGAAUGCUCAGGCAAAAGAGUACAACCACAGCCCCUCUGAAACCUUCUGGGAAAAACACGGCAUCAUACAGCUAGCACCAAUGGAAGUCAAAGUCGUCCAGGAGCAAAUCCUUCCAGCACAGUAUGAGCACGUGAUGGAAAACAACCUCAUCAACCUAGCAGUCGUCCUGGAGGACAUGGCCACCCACAAGCGGGUGCUCGCCUCAGAGGAGUUCAACAUCGCCAGCCCAGAGCUCAUUAUCCAGGUUGCAGAUGAAGACUCCAUUGUGCCAAACAAACAGCUCACUGCCACCGUGACUUUCACCAACUCUUUCUCUCGCCCAGUCAGUGGCUUACUGACUAUAGCCGGGGCCGGGCUAAUUGCUGGCAAAAAACAGUUCAGGAUGCCGUCACUUCGUCCAGGGGGUAAGGCAAGCCAGUCCAUCACCUUGACCCCAAGCAUGGCAGGUGUAAAGAUGCUGCAAGCCAGUAUAUCCCUUUUAGACACCGACACAAUUAGAUGCUUCAAGAUGAUUUCAGUCAACAGUAUUUAACACCUGCAAAAUAUCCCAUGUUUUAUUAUGAUGUGAAUAUUAUUUAUUAUACUAUUUAUUUCUGCUACUGAUGUAUUUGUGAAAUGUAGAUAACAGUGUGUAAAAAAAUGUGAGAAAUGAUUUUUCAUUUAUUUAAAUAAAAAUAAUUUAAUUAAA
Molecule: messenger RNA, 2243 nt
Organism: Girardinichthys multiradiatus
Lineage: Eukaryota; Metazoa; Chordata; Actinopteri; Cyprinodontiformes; Goodeidae
Gene: tgm5l
Product: transglutaminase 5, like
Exons: 14
Coding region: 33-2087 (684 amino acids)
Biological process (GO): peptide cross-linking
Molecular function (GO): protein-glutamine gamma-glutamyltransferase activity
Source: RefSeq, a predicted model, not a curated record